AUGAAUCGUCGUGGUACAAAACGCCCACGUUUUAGUGUUGGCGGUCAACCUGUAUACGAAAAUGAAGAUUCAUCAAACCAUUCUGCUCUUGGUAUAACUGAUUAUGAUGAUAAUUCAUUAUCACAAACGCCUGAAGUAUCAAUGAAUAAUUUUGAUCAACAAAAUUUUCCGCAAAAUCAAUUCGUUCCUGAUCGAUCAAAACCUAUUCAACAAUCAUCAAUAAAAUCUUCAAAUGAUGAUAAUACAAAUUUAAAUACAUGUCUUAAUUAUCUUCUACGUUUACUUAUACUUAAAGAUAAAGAAGGUUUUUUUCAAUAUCCUGUUACUGAUCAACUUGCUCCUGGUUAUUCUCAAAUAAUAACAAAUCCAAUGGAUUUUUCUACAAUGAAAAAGAAAAUUAAUCAUGAUGAAUAUUCAAAUAUUCUUGAAUUUUGUUCCGAUUUUGAACUCAUGUGUAAUAAUGCCAUGAAAUAUAAUCGUCCAGAGACAAUUUAUUGGCAAGCAGCAAAAAGACUUUUAUCCACAGGAAAUAAGUCAAUGACUAAAGAUAAAUUAAUAAAUCUUCGUCGAACUGUUGAAUGUUUUUCUCAUUUGACAGAACGUGAAUUAGGUUUUCGACUUGAUUCAGUAAAUCAUAUCAAUGAUGAACAAAUUGAUACAUCAACAAAUACUACUACUACUACUAAUAAUAAUAAUAAUGAAAAUCUAUCUAAUCAAACAGCUUUACAACGUAAAACAAAAGUAGCCUUAAAAUUACCAAGAUAUUAUGAAAAACUACCAACAUUACUUGCUGAUGAAGAAGAAGAUGAAGAAUUAUCACCGGAAGAAAUUCUUUCUCAAGCACAACAAGCUGCACAUUGUGCUCGUGAAAAAUUAAGUUUACGUCGUCCAAUAUCAGCAUAUACAUUAUCUUGUCAACGAACAAAUGGUACAACAUCACUUCGUUUUAUUAAUCAAGAUGAUUUAUCUCAACAACAACAACAAUCUCAAACACGAACAAUAACUAUUGGAGAAUUAAGUAAUAUAGCAUCAAGUGCUGGUGGUCCAUCUUCGAAUGCUUAUCAUCCACAUUCAACACCAAUUGUUAAUGAAAGUGAAAAACGUAAUCAUUUAUUACCCAGAUAUUUUCUUGAUUAUGGACCAUUUUCAUCACAUGCACCACAAUAUGAUUCCUCAUUUUCAUCAUUAUCAAAAGAUGAACUUGAUCUAUUAGUACAUACAUAUGGAAGUGAAUUUUCAGCACAAUAUGCUGUUUCAUUAAUUGAUUAUGUUAAAGAUUCAGGAGAUUUAGCUUUAACUUAUGUUGAUCGAUUUUUAUCGGUAGUAACAAAUGGUGAACAUGAUAAUGCUCAUACAAAACGACAGAAUAAACAAGGACAAGAAAAUGUUUCAUCAAAUGGUACAACACAUAUCUCAUCUACUGAUUCAGUUAAAAUGGACACACAAGUAAAUUCCAAUGGUAAUAUUCAACAUAAAUUAGAUAUGAAACUUGAUGAAAAUGCUAAAUUACUUAUUCAAUUACGUCAAGCACAAUAUGAUCGUUUAUGUCAACCAUCGAAUAAAAUUCAUCAGAUCAUUAAUUCUUCUCAACAACAACAACAAUCAAAUGAACCUUUGAAUGAAUAUGAUUUAGCUGAAAAGGUUCUCUGUAAUCUAAGUGAUAUGACACAUCUAUCAUCAAAUGGACCUGAACAAGUUAUAUCACCUGAAACAAUUCGUCAUAAUCUUGGUAUUGUUAUUCAUAAUGAAUCAUCACCAAUUGAUACAUUGUAA
This is a messenger RNA of Adineta steineri, 1773 nucleotides long. The record is from the annotation of a GenBank genome assembly. Lineage: Eukaryota; Metazoa; Rotifera; Eurotatoria; Adinetida; Adinetidae.